AUGCGCGUUUCCAUCCGGGAACAACUAGCCUGCCUGAUCCUCGCCUCCUCUCUUCUUGGCCUGAUUGUCAUCUCUCUCUCGGUCUGGUACACGAAUCACAAUUUCGUCCUCGAUGUCGCCUCCUCCCGGUUGCGCAAUGCAGCUUCGCUCAAGGCUGCACAGAUCUCUGGUAAUUUGGAGCUUAUGGAAACCGUUGCCGGGUUCAUCACAACGCGUACAUCCAUACAGAACAGUCUUGCCCGCUAUGGAAAUGGUACGAACCUCACCUCGGCCAACUUUGAAGGCGCCCAAAACGAUAUCCAGUCUAGUCUGGGUGAUAUCAACUCCAAUGGGCAUGCUCUGGCUCUGCAAGCUCAAGUCUUCGCCCAGGAUAUCAGAAAUCGAAGCGCCAGUGUCAGCGUCCUCCGCGCCACGGGUCGGACUCUGAGACCUAUCGAAUUGCCCUGGUAUUAUCCCAAUGGAACUCAGAUUAAUCUCGGGGACGUUGGCGUAGGCUAUCCGAGCAUGCUGUAUCCCAACCUCACGAUCGCGGAGGACCGUUUUGAGAACUUGACCGUGACAUCCGCUGUGUACAACGGCAAACGCUUGCUCCAGAAUUCCACCUUGGUUCUAGGACCCUUAACUGUGAAUGCAAGCUUUUCUCUCAUUUCACUCACCUUGCCAAUCCUCAACAGUACCUCUCGCGCAGAUGGACUUGGCUGGCUCACUGUAGUCAUGGAUGCGGCGCUCAUUAAAUCCGUCAUUGCGGCUCCCGAAGGCCUUGGCGAUACUGGUCAGACGCUACUUUUUGGCCCAAUAGGUCCAUCCAACCUAUUUGACGCGGGUGUCCGAUAUGACGAAGAGACCGGGACAAGGCCAACCUAUGACGUCCGCUAUCUAUUUCCACUCAAUGCAAAUAUGAGUGAUCGCCAUCCUGACCACGUGGCCGGCACUGCGAACAAGCCUUUUUCUGCAGACCAGUACCCCGCUGUUGAUGCAGCCAUUACAGAGAGGAGUGGCGAUGUCGAUAAUACUGAUACCUUGAUAGACACGUACAACGAGGCAGGAAAGUCGGUAUCGGUUGGCUAUUCGCUCACACCAAGCCCGAUGGUCGAUUGGGUGAUUGUGGUUGAGCAAGCACGAUCGGAAACCUGGGAGCCGAUCUAUCACCUCCGAGAUAUACUCCUGGCGUGUGUUUUCAGUGUGGUAGGCUUCCUCGCAAUUGUGUCCUUUCCCAUGGCGCACUGGGCGAUUCUGCCCAUUCGGCGGUUGCGGGUCGCCACAGCCGAGACCAUGGAUCCCCCGAAAUCAGAUGAUAUAAGCUACACGUCUGGCAGCGAAAAGGCUAACCCCUACGCGUUUGCCUGCAAGGAUGGGGGCUUCAUGACUUCGACGCUGAAAUGGCGACCGCGACUCGAUGAUCCCGAACUUCAACGUCGAAUGAUGGAGGACAAGCCAUUCCGAAUUCCCAACAAGGUCCGAGUGGGCAAGCACCUCGUCAAAGAUGAACUGACAGAGCUCACUACGACGUUCAACGAAAUGUCGGAUGAGCUGUUUGUACAAUAUGCGCGACUCGAGGACCGUGUUCGACAAAGGACUUUGGAACUGGAGCAAAGCAAGAAGGCGGCAGAAGCAGCUAACGAGACCAAGACUCUUUUCAUCGCCAACAUCAGUCAUGAAUUGAAGACCCCCCUGAACGGUAUUCUUGGCAUGUGCGCCGUCUGCAUGCAAGAGGAUGAUCCAUCGAAAAUUAAAGAAUCCCUUGGUAUCAUCUACAAGAGUGGCGAUCUGCUUCUCAAAUUACUCACAGAUCUACUCACUUUCAGCCGAAAUCAGGUUGAACAGGUUGCCACCCUCGAAGAAAGAGGAUUCCGAUUGCGUGAUGUCGAGGAACAAAUAUACGCGCUAUUCGCGAAGCAAGCCGCAGAAAAGAAGAUUGACCUCAAGAUUAUAUUCGACGACAUGUUGUUUGAAGGAGAGGUUGCAGGUACUCAGACUGGCUUAUACCAGGCACAAUCACGCACGUCGGAUUUGGACACUCGAAACCUUCUCCUAUGGGGCGAUCCGCACCGCAUCCUGCAGGUCGUCAUCAACCUCGUAUCGAAUAGCCUGAAAUUUACUCCCGCUGGCGGGAGUAUCACCCUGGGGAUCAAAUGUACUGCGGCGAAGUGGGUCGGCGUCGGAAUCACACCGUCGGGAUCGUUGACAUCGACGCCGCUCCGGCACACACUGCAGCAAGGUACCGCGAAUCUGAUCAAACCCCAUACAGCUAUCGCUAGAGGACGACAAGAGGGUUCUCGAUCGCUUCCGCCUGGACAGGAUCUGCAUUUCGAAUUUGAGGUCAAAGACACUGGGCCGGGUAUCUCAACAGACAUGCAGCAACGCAUCUUCGAACCUUUUAUUCAAGGCGAAGCCGGAUUGAGCAGACAACACGGUGGUGCUGGACUCGGGUUGAGCAUCUGCUCACAGCUCGCAAGCCUCAUGGGUGGCUCUAUGAGCCUGAACAGUAUUCCAGGCCAGGGAAGCACAUUUUCUUUCCAUUUGCCCUUACGUCAUGACUUUAGCGGGUGCGGUGCACCACAACCCUCGCCGUAUCGCCUUGACGAGAAGCGUCCAUUUUUUGUGGAUAACGAGCUGGCACCGCGCCGUCCACCUCUCAUCAAGCGAAUAUCUGAAGCGGCCUCAUCGCUGGGCGCAGAAUCGCAGACACCGGGCUCGGAAAUGACCGCCAGUAGCCUUCAGGAAUCCGUGUCUCAAUCAACACCAUCGACCGGAAUAUCACCAGAGGCCCUCGACGAGUCGAAGAUAUCAUCGACCACAUCGAAUAGUGACAUCACUGCCGCCAUGACCGAUACAUCGUCUGCACUACCCAUCCGUGUGCUUGUCGCCGAAGACAACAAGGUCAACCAACUGGUCGUCCUACGCAUGCUUAAGCUUGAGAAAAUUGUCGACAUUACUCUCGCCAAUGAUGGUCAGGAAGCACUCGAGAUCGUGCAGGCGUCUAUGGGAAAUUCUUCGUGCCCCGCAUCCUCUUCGUCGUCAUCGUCGUCGUCGUCGUCGUCCUCGUCUUCUUCACCCCAAACGCCGUCUCCUUUCGACAUCAUCUUCAUGGACAUACAGAUGCCGCGCCUGGACGGCCUGCAGGCCACUCGAGCCAUUCGCUCCGCCGGUUUUCGCAAUCCUAUCAUCGCCUUGACUGCCUUUGCUGCAGAAUCCAACGUCACUUCAUGCCAUGAAGCUGGCAUGGAUUACUUUCUCGCGAAACCGAUCAAGCGUGCUGCUCUGAGAGGCGUGGUCAAGGAAUACUGCGGAGUGGCGCCGGCUACCUCUACCUCAGUUUCGACCUCACCUCCAAAGCCAGAGUACAGCGCCGAGAUGUCUCCUGCUAAUGAGAACGGCGCUUCUGGCACUGCGGAGAACAAAUCUCCCGUCCUGCCUUUGGACAAUACGACCAGCAAAGAGUGA
Molecule: messenger RNA, 3444 nt
Organism: Dissoconium aciculare CBS 342.82
Lineage: Eukaryota; Fungi; Ascomycota; Dothideomycetes; Mycosphaerellales; Dissoconiaceae
Exons: 3
Coding region: 1-3444 (1147 amino acids)
Biological process (GO): protein autophosphorylation; phosphorelay signal transduction system
Molecular function (GO): phosphorelay sensor kinase activity; histidine phosphotransfer kinase activity
Source: RefSeq, a predicted model, not a curated record